Messenger RNA from Chlorella variabilis, 1442 nucleotides. RefSeq lists its product as hypothetical. Lineage: Eukaryota; Viridiplantae; Chlorophyta; Trebouxiophyceae; Chlorellales; Chlorellaceae. The transcript has 6 exons. Bases 72 to 1442 code for a protein of 456 amino acids. Gene Ontology annotation, biological process: microtubule-based movement. The record is from RefSeq and is a predicted model, not a curated record. Gene Ontology annotation, molecular function: microtubule binding; ATP binding; plus-end-directed microtubule motor activity.
CCAGAAGUGCAUUGAGAACGCCGCUGAGGCAGCUGCCAGCAGCAGCGUUUUAGCUGUAGCCUCCCGCCACCAUGUCCAGCGGCCCUCAGAGUGUGCGUGUCGUUGUGCGCUGCAGGCCGCCCAGCAAGGAGGAGCUGACCAAAGCCACGCCACAGGUGGUGCGGUGCGACGAGGCGGGGCAGGUGGUGGCGCUGAUUCGAGGCACGUCGAGCGCCAGCACCCAGCAGAAGGCACAGACAUAUGAGUUUGACCAGGUCUUUGGCCCAGAUGCCACCCAGGAUGCCGUCUACUCAGCUGCAGCAGCGGACAUUGUGGGCCGUGUGUUGCAGGGAUGCAAUGGCACCGUCAUUGCAUACGGCCAGACCGGCUCCGGCAAGACGCAUACCAUGUGCGGGGCGCUGGGCGGGGGCGAGGCAUGGCCAUGUGCCGGCAUCAUCCCGCGAGCCUUGCAUCACAUCUUUGCCUACACGGAGGAGAGCCAGGCGGGCGCGUGCAUCAGCCUGAGCUGCAGCUAUCUGGAGCUCUACAAUGAAGUCCUGACAGACUUGCUGUCCGAUGGCGCGUCCAAGGUUGACAUUUUAGAGGACGGCAAAGCGAUGGUGCUCAAGGGCCUCACCAAGUGCACAGUGAGCAGCUGCGGCGAGGCGCUGGCGCUGCUGGAGCGCGGCACCGUCAAGCGCCGCACAGCGGAGACGCUGCUCAACAGCCAAUCCUCUCGCUCCCAUGCUGUGUUCAUCGUGGAUGUGUGUGUGCGGGAGGUUACCAGCAACAGCGAGCUGGUGGAGCGGCGGGGCAGGCUUCACCUGGUGGAUUUGGCUGGCUCGGAGAGUGCCAGCAGGUCUGGCGCGGUGGACCAGCGGGCCAAGGAGGCGGGCAGCAUCAACAGGUCGCUGCUGACGCUGGGGCGCGUGAUCACGGCGCUGGUGGAGGGGCAGGGCCACGUGCCCUACCGUGGGUCCAAGCUCACACGGCUGCUGCAGGACUCGCUGGGCGGCAACGCCAGCACCUGCAUCAUUGCCGCGGUGGCGCCCACAGCGCAGUGCCGGGAGGAGACGGCCUCCACCCUGGACUAUGCGCACCGGGCCCGCAGCAUCAAGAACAAGCCGCAGGUGGGCAGGGGCGGCAGGCGUGGAUGCGUGAGGCAGGACAGGUUGUUGGCCAGCGAGGCUAUAGGGGCUCGGAUACUUUGCCCCUGCGUCUGCCCCUUUUUUCUCGAUGUGCAUGCCCAUGCGUUUUCGUGCCUGAUUGGCAUGCAGGUCACCUCCACAAGCAUCAAGGCGCCGAACAGGGAGGAGUUUGAGCAGUUCAAGCAGCAGGUGGCGGAGCGGCAGAAGAAUGGUGAGGAGGGCAGCGGGGCGGCUGUGGCUGGCGUGUCUUGCCCCUGCUUGCCCUGGUGGGCAGCAGGUGUGCCCUGGGCCAGCCGUCUGCCUAUGGCAAGGUAG